Messenger RNA from Wyeomyia smithii (pitcher-plant mosquito), 2448 nucleotides. RefSeq lists its product as uncharacterized. The coding region runs from base 34 to 2448 and encodes 804 amino acids. The transcript is spliced from 6 exons. The record is from RefSeq and is a predicted model, not a curated record. Gene Ontology annotation, molecular function: ligand-gated monoatomic ion channel activity. Gene Ontology annotation, cellular component: membrane. NCBI's taxonomy places the organism in Eukaryota, Metazoa, Arthropoda, Insecta, Diptera, Culicidae.
GGUUCUGCCACCUUGAACUUUCAACAAGUCAAAAUGUCAAACAUCUCAGAUGUCAACCAAACAGAUACUUUGAAUCUGGGAGUGUCAUCGUUACUUAACCUAGUUGUGCUACAGUACUUCGCGCAUAUUUAUUCGAACUGCAUUAUUCGAAGCAUCACGGAACGGCCACUUUUCGAUGGCUUCACUAGUUUGUACCCCUUUAUCUGGACCGACAUCGAGGAGUCUACAGACGAUUUCAUUCUCACCAACAUAGAAAAUGGCUGUCAAUCUUUCAUACUGACCGAAAAAUCGGCAAUUUAUUUUCUCGAUCGAUUCCAAUUGUUGCACGACCGAGCUAAUCAGCGGUUUGCGAACAAGUACGUCAUUGUUCUAUUAAAUCAGCGAACGGAAAAAUCACUUCUGGAUCGUAUCACUCAACAUCAUGCCGUUCUCGACAUUCCAAGAUUGCUUAUUAUAUUCUCGCAAUCCCACGAUCGAAUUGAUUUGAUGACAACUUCAUACAACACCCGGGGAUAUAACCGGACUGUUUUAAUUCUGGAUAGUUUCAUACCAUCGCAAAAAAGGUUUCGGGAAGGAAAUGAUCUAUUUCCCGAUAAGAUUCGCAACCUAAGUGGCAUGCUGGUGCGUCUGGCGAUCUUCAACUACUCUCCAUAUACUUUAUGGAAUAUGAUCCAACGAAAUCAAACUUUUAACGCCCUUCAUGACAGCAAACCAGUUUUGUACAUUGACGGGACCGAGUCGAAAGUUUUCUUGGAGUUUUGUGCGAAAUUCAACUGCAGCCUGGACAUAUCACUGGAUGAAGCUGGCGAGUGGGGAGAGAUAUUCGAUAACCGAACCGGAAAUGGUAUCAUCGGGGCGGUCGUCGAGCGACGCGCUGAUAUUGGCGCUGGAGCCCUGUACUCGUGGUAUCACGAGAAUCAGUUUCUAACGCUGUCGAAGCCGAUUUCGAGAACCGGUGUUACCUGCAUCACGCCGAAGCCGAAGCUGCUGAGUAGCUGGAUGACUCCGAUCCUGCCGUUCUCAAGUAACCUGUGGAUUGCAGUGCUAACAACGAUCGCAGUUGUUAGUGUUGUAUCGGGGUUAACCGAAUAUGUUGUGCAGAAUAUUUUGUUGCAAAUCAAACGUCCAGUGGAUAUCUGCAAUUCUUUUAUGAUAAUUGGCAGUAUAUUCAUCCUUCAAACUGUUCUUCUAAGAAUAAACCGUAGCCAGUUUGUUUCGCAGAUUAUUCUGAUGGGUUCUCUACUGUUCGUCGGGCUUAUAAUCGGAAAUACCUAUAGCGGUGGAUUAUCCAGCAUAAUGACCAUACCACGCUUCGAACCUCCGAUAAACACCGUUCAGGAUCUAACUGAUAGUAACAUCCACUGGGCGGCCACCCAAGAUGCAUGGAUUUUCUCGAUUCGGAUGGCAACUCAACCGACCAUUGUAAAAUUGCUACAAAAUUUCGAAACCCACCCGAAAGAGUUCCUGCAUACACGAGCACUGAAGGGGGAACUUGCUUAUAGCAUCGAGCGAUUGCCGUACGGCCAUUUCUCUAUAGGCGAGUACAUUGAUGAGGAAUUAUCUUCUAAAUACCAGAACAUGAUAGAAGAUAUUUAUUGGGAGUAUUGUGUGGCUAUGUCCACAAAGACGUGGCCCAUGGUGCAACACCUGGAUGAGCUGAUUUUGGUAAUUUUUCAGAGCGGUAUACAGCGUUACUGGGAACAAAAGGUUGUAAGUAUCUAUGAAAAUUAUAACAUUCAACUAUCCAUCGGUACAUCGCGUCACCGGGAAAGCGCUGGACCAGUAAAACUUCAACCGUCACAUCUGUUGGGAGCGUUUCUGAUGCUCGCCAUAGGGUUGACAGGAAGUUUGGUGGCUUUUGUCCUAGAGUUGAUAUACGGAAACUGCUUGUUUAAAUGUCUGACACACCCGAAAUCUGGAAGUAAAGAUGACGAUAAGGACACCUUCCACGCGCAGCUUGAGCGUGCAUACGAUAGCUGCCCAAAACAUGACGUCAAAAUCGUUAUCGUAGAUCUCAACGCUCAGGUAUGCCGGGAGGAGGAAUUUAGACCGGUUAUUCGAAACAUACCCAAUCCAUAUCGGUACACCUGGAGAUCACCACAACAGACCGAAUCACAAAUCAUUCACGUUUUGAUUGAUGGAAGGCACUUCUCGGAUAUUAUCAACGUCCGAACCUAUCGUGGCGCAAACGUCGAUUCUGACCACUAUCUUCUGAUGGUCAAAAUGCGCCAAAGACUUUGGAUUGUCAACAACAACCGCUACCGUCGCCCGCCACGGUAUGACCUGGAACGACUCAAGUUUCCCGAAGUCGUUAUUGAAUACGUGCAAAGCCUUGAGGCAGCACUGCCGGAGCUCAUCGAAGCCCCUCUAGAGGACUGCUGGAGUAAUGUAAAAGCAGCCAUUAACAGCGCGGCGGAAGGUGCUGAUGUGUCCCUAGUUUAUAGCUAG